Pelodiscus sinensis (Chinese soft-shelled turtle) is the source of this 8634-nucleotide messenger RNA. Lineage: Eukaryota; Metazoa; Chordata; Testudines; Trionychidae. The record is from RefSeq and is a predicted model, not a curated record.
UGCAGUGUUAGUAUGUUAGGGUAAUUCUACUAGACCAUCGAUCCGAACAGUAAAACUCAGAUCCUUUGAGGACAGAAUACUUCUUACUCUGAAGAACAAGCAGCAAAUCUUUCUGAUUUAAAAUGAGUACAAUGCUGGAAACCCCCGAGCUGCCAGCAGUGUUUGAUGGUGUGAAGCUGGCUGCAGUCGCCGCUGUUCUCUAUGUCAUCGUUCGCUGUCUGAAUCUAAAGAGUCCAACUGCUCCUCCUGAUCUCAUUUACCAGGACUCUGCCCUGUCACGCUUCCUGCUCAAAUCCUGCCCACUUCUGACCAAAGAGUACAUUCCACCCAUGAUCUGGGGGAAGAGUGGACAUAUCCAGACUGCUCUCUAUGGGAAGAUGGGGCGAGUAAGAUCACCACAUCCUUAUGGACUUCGCAAGUACCUCACAAUGUCAGAUGGAGCAACAUCAACCUUUGACCUCUUUGAGCCCCUGACUGAACACUGCAUCAGAGAAGAUGUCACAAUGGUCAUCUGCCCUGGAAUCGCUAAUCACAGCGAGAAGCAGUAUAUCCGCACUUUUGUUGAUUAUGCUCAGAAAAAUGGUUAUAGAUGUGCUGUCUUGAAUCAUCUGGGAGCUCUACCAAAUAUUGAGCUCACUUCCCCACGCAUGUUCACGUAUGGUUGCACCUGGGAAUUUGGAGCCAUGGUUAACUACAUCAAGAAGACCUACCCUCAGACCCAGCUAGUUGUGGUGGGCUUUAGCCUGGGUGGAAACAUUGUGUGCAAGUACUUGGGAGAGACCCAGGCCAACCAGGAGAGAGUGCUAUGCUGCGUCAGUGUUUGCCAAGGGUACAGCGCAUUAAGGGCACAGGAAACCUUCAUGCAGUGGGAUCAGUGUCGGAGGUUUUAUAACUUCCUCAUGGCAGACAACAUGAAGAAAAUAAUCCUCUCUCACAGGCAAGCCUUGUUUGGCGAUAGUGUUAAGCAGUCCCACAACCUAGCAGACUCAGACCUGAGCAGACUCUACACAGCAACGUCCCUCAUGCAGAUCGAUGACACCAUCAUGAGGAAGUUUCAUGGCUACAGUUCCCUGAAAGAGUAUUAUGAAGAGGAGAGUUGUCUGCAUUACUUACACAGGAUCUAUGUUCCUCUCAUGCUGGUUAAUGCUGCUGAUGACCCUCUGGUACAUGACAGUCUCUUAUCAAUCCCAAGAGCUCUGUCAGAGAAACGGGAGAACGUCAUGUUUGUGCUACCACUUCAUGGAGGCCAUCUGGGCUUUUUUGAGGGAGCUGUACUAUUUCCUGAACCUCUCACGUGGAUGGAUAAGCUUGUGGUACAGUACACCAAUGCCAUCUGCCAGUGGGAGAGGAAUAAGUCUCAGUGCUCAGAUACAGAGCAAUCGGCAUCUGGGCAGGAGUAACUACCCCAAAGACCCACUUGGAUUUGUUUCACUAUAUUUCCCUCUUCUGGAACUCUUGAGUUCCCUCACCUGCUUUUUCAGGUUUCCAUCCUCUUUGUGACAUCCUGGGACUGGGGUUUGGCCACAAUGUUUCCUUCUGAAAUGGAGAUACAACAGAGGAAUAACUGGCAUUGUGGAUCUUUGUGUCUCCUUAUGGGUUUGCAGUACACUGCUGCAUUUGAAGAACUAGCUUGCUGCUUUUGUUUGCUGGUUAGGGCUUGCUGCAGGAUUCUCAUACUGUGAGGAAGUAGAAAGUCCCAGUACUGCUGACCUUCAGGUUAUUCUUCCACUGGUCAGGACUCUUCACUGAGUUAACAGAAUUUGUUUAGCUGUGGAUGAGUUGUGCUGGGAGCUUCAUUUCCCCCUCUGGUCAUAUCUCUCCUGACACUAGGGAGAACCCUGAAUCAAUCCAUAGACACCAGCAGUUCAGUCUGGAGUCCACUGAUAUGUGGCUUACAAAAAGAGUGAAACUUUUGAGUGACAAGUAGACCUUCAGCCUUGCACAUCUCAUAAAGCCCUCUUGCCUUUUCCGGCAGUGCCCAUAGCAGGAUGCAGAUGGGUUAGGAAACACAGAGCAACUUGUCAGAGCUUUAGCUCUUGCAAGGGUGGCAGCAUAUUCUGCUACCCCUGCAUUUUUCUGAUGACCCUCUGCAUAUAGAUGAGUUACAUGUUGGUCAUUCAUUGGAUUUCCUGCUAUAUAAACACUCUCACACCAAGACAAAACAGCCUUCUUGUGACACUUGCCUUUUUUAAUGUAAAAAGUUUUAUUUUAUCACUGUAUUUUUGUGUUUUAAUCCAGGCCUUUUUGAAACGGGUUCUGGUUAAUGCAUUGAAACAGCUGAUUGUCAAUCGGUGGGGUAUAUCCAUUUUGUUUGAAAAUAUUUCAGAGAAUGAAUACACCCUUUCUUAAGGAGUGUCUGUGGGGGGAGAUCAUCAAUAUCAGUUCUUGCUUCUUCUCUCCUUUUGUAUGUGCCAGGGUAGAAUGUUCCAAAAUCUUUCCCCUAAACUUUCAGAGCAAUGAAUGGUUUUGUUUUUCAGCCAUAUGACUUGCCUUGUAGUUGAUGGGAACUGAAUGUCUCUAGCCCUGCAUAGCUAAAAUGUUUCUCUGUAUGACUGUCCUCACAGUUAUUAGGAUCUGGUGAGCCUGUCUAUGUCCAGCUGGGCAUUUGUAUCCUCCUGGCUUUAACACCCUUUCCCCACCCAGAAUGUCCAGCAUCAACUUCAGUUAAUGCUCAAGAUGAAGUGUGGUAAUUUGAAAGUCACUUGCAUACUUUCUUCAAGUAGGAACUGAUACUAUACUGUGGCCCAAAGGGCUCUUUUAAGAUAAACACCCUAGAAGAAGAACUCCCCCAUGACAAUCAAAGAUCUUAAUUUAAAAAUAGAAACAAUCUGUCUAGACAGUGGAACUUUGUGGUCAAACUUUGCUUUACUUUCAAUCCUUCGGUAUCCUCAUCUCAUUAUUCCAUCUUUGUGAUUCCUUUCAUCAUCCAUUUACUUCAUCAUCUGCGUUCCUGUCAUGCUGCUCUCACCAAUUAGCACUUUAUUGCUUUAGCCUUGGUUUUGUGUUCUAGGCACUUUAGUUGAAGCUUAAGGAUAAAACACCCUGCUGAAUUUCAGUCCUGUAAUACUAGUGGAAUAAGCUGCUUGGGCCACAUGGUCUCUGAACUUCAGUAGAUUGGAGAGAUUUUUGUUUAACAAAGCAAUAAUUAAGUACUGUAGCAAAGGUGUAUUAUCAUAUCAGGAAACUAACUCCUUCAGUUUGCCUUAGGCCAGCUGCCUUGGCCUGUUCUAAACAAACUGUGGUUACCCUGUGCAUUGUUGUGGUUAGAGUUCAGGUUCUGCUUUUGUUCUAGAAGUAGAAGAAAUGAUCAUGCAAAGCCACAGCAAGAUUUGGGCACUCUUGUGGCUGGUUUCAAGGAUGUUUCAGGGCAUCAGUUAAGGGCAUCUUCGGAUGGUGUUUGUGUCUCUUUGUGCUCAUCCUCUUGUCCAUAACUCAUCCACAAAUCAGCAGAAUAAUCAUACUGGGCAUUCAGAUUUUGAACGUGUCCUAGUUUCAGUAGCUGUUGGUAUAAAUAAUUCAUGGGACAUAACUUAGAAUAUCAGUCACUUUUUAAGAAGUUGAAUAUAAGCCCCUGUUAUUUAUACCCAUUGACAUAGAUACAUGAUAUCAAUGUGUGGAAAUGUGGAUCUAAUAUAUAAUGGAUUUGAACUUAGCUAGCUCUGUAGUUGUUGUUCAUAGAACACCAGCUAUGCAAGAGACCAGACUGCCCUUCCCACAGUAAAGAAUUCCCUCUACAGAUCACUGUGUGCAUUCAUUCCUCCAAACCCUGCAUAGCUGCAAAUAGGAGUAGUCACUACAGAUGGUUCUAAGAGAACAGAAGUCCUCCUUAGCACUCAUCAAACUGUUGAAGCUUCAAAAAGCAGGCAGAACACAGACAUUUGGAUAUUUCUUGAUGUAUUUGAAGCACAAAAUGUUUUUGCCGUUUCCCAAAUAGUUGCUUGAGAACUUGAGUUGUUUUCUCUAAUAAAAUAAUUAUGAACUUCCCUCUACAGUAUAGCUGGGUUUACAGCAAUACUAAACUAAGCCCAGUUUUGCAACUCUUCAAAACUUUCCUGUAAACUCAUUGCAUUGCCCUUGCUUGCAGAACGUCAGUUCUCAAAAAGUAAAUGAAGAAGGCUUCCUUCCGUGGUGGUAACUUGUAACCAUUUUCCAACGGAAAUAAAAGGGAUUGUUGUUUUGGAGGAGCUUGCUUUGGGUGUUCAGCUCUUUAGCUGCUGAGCUCAGAGUUUGCGGUAGUAUACAUUUAGUGUUAAGAAUCUGCCCCAAGAGGAGCUCUAUCUCUAUGGAUGCAGCAAGGGAGGCUUUGACUUGAAAAGGCUUUGCUCCAUGCUGUUUGUGAUGGCAUUUGGUCUCCUGUUUCUUAGGGCAUGGAGAAAAAUGGUGAUGUCUUUGUCUCUUCAAACACAGAGAUACAGUUUAGUGUAACUAACUAUGGCAGGUGACCAGGCAGUCAAUGACUUCCAUUCUUACUGAAUACUAAAUGUAACUCCUCCUUCAAUGAGAAGAGCUGCUGGGGGAAUUCCUAAACCAAUGAGAGUUCCUGCUUGUCCAGUCAAAUUGGGCAGGCAAGCAGAGAUUCUGCUAUUGGAGAAUCCUUUCAUGAGGAAAAUUCCAGUUUUCUUUCACCACUGUUUGCAGGUGAACUCUGUCACUGCCUCUUUCUUAGUGAGCUGAUCCUUCCUGCAGUCAUUCCAGGAGAGAGAGCAUAUCUCUGUAGAAAGUAAAGCCUGUUUCAUGGCUAGACUAGGUGCUAGAAGAUCUUGAAGACUUAAGGAAAUUACCAGCAUCUGUUCCUCCUCAGAGGUAGCAACAGGCAAAAACUCUUCUCUGUCUUGCUGCUUGUAUAGAUUUCCAUAACAUGCACUUACCCCUCACUAUCCAAAUACAGAUGCACUCACCUAAGUCUGAGACUUCAGGAGCACUUAGCAUCCCAGACAUCUGGAGUGGUUGCUUCAGCGGGGAGGUGGGGGGGAUGAGAAAUGGAAGUAGACUUGAGUCUUGGUAUUCUUGCUACAAUAGUUCUUGCAUCUUCAGGUGAGCUGUCUAUGUUCUCUAAUGCACUUGAAGCAGUUGUGUUUGUGUUUGGAUUAAUGCUAGCAGUUGUGAAAGUUGGCUUAUCUAGUUUUGGGAGAAAAGGGAAGGAGUUAUUUAAGGCUUUUGCUAUGCAUGUUAAGGUUCUCAUUUGAGUUUUGAGACUUAAGUUCACCCAACAAGAUUUUUGUAGCUAGAAAGGUUUAAUAAAAACUCCUCCUCGGGGUGACUUAGCGUGUCUUUGAAUGCAUAGGCCGGGGCCAAGUGGUGUAAACUUUUAAGAGCUUCCUUGACUUACUGGAAACCAUAUCUGGUAGCUCAUUUCUUCUGCCUCCCCUCUGGCUAAAAAUCUGCUUCACUACAUAUUACUAUAUUAAGGUUUCUGGAGAGGGGACUUCUUGUAUUAAACCCUACAGCUGGAGUGGACAGUGCACACGUUUAAAAAAGGGUCUGCCACUAAAUAUCAGUCCUAACUUAGUCUCCCAUGCACUAUGCUAGCAGUUGUAAUGUGAUGUGGGUAUAUGCAUACCAGGGACCAAAUUGAGACCAUCAUGCUAAUAGCAUAUGACCUAGUUCAGUUUUGUGCUCUUUCCUUUAGAGGUGAAAGUCAUGUAUGUGCAUUCCAGGCCAGCAGAGAGAAUUUUUUCCACAAGAGCCUCCUAAAAUGUUCAAAAAAACCUCCCACAUUAGUUAUAGCAAGUAUUCAAAGUGUAAACCUCUGAAUACUUCCUGAAAUAGCCUGAUCAUGCACAUGGAACAAUGCAGCUCUUCUCUUUAGAUCAGCUGAGUGAGAUGGAAGCUAACAAGCGGAUUUUCUGAAUUGAUAGUUUCAGAUUGAGGAAUUAGAGGUAAAAUGAAAUAAAUGUCACUAGGGCUCUAUUAACUAGCACUUAGCAUCGUAAAUUUGUGUAUCUCAUCAUUGGAUAUCAUUGGCAUUUAGAAACAAACAUCAGAAAGGGACUCUUCUACUUAGGUUGCAUCCAGUUCUCCCUGAACAGUUAGACUGGUCCAGCCUUCCUUCCACCGUUACCAGGUAUCUGAAGACAUUUGAACUUUGCAGGGGACAGUGGGCCGUGCUGAGACUUAGAGCAUGAGGAACUUGUAUUCUUUACCUCAGAUCUCCCAGAAUCUUUAAUAGCCAUGCUCUAAUGUUCUCCUUUUGAAGAGUUUGACAGGGUUUCCUGUUGCAGAUGCACCGUGAAGGCACCUGAAACUCUCUGUAGUCUUCUCCUCAGCACUUCUUGGCAUUGAUUCUUGUUUAUCAAGAAGUAUUUGUCUCAAAUUGUGAUCACUAAGUUAUAACAUAGAGUACUGAAAUCCAUGGCACUUGACUUCAGCCAAGCUACUUUUUCUUCGUCCAUCCCAGUUCUGUUGAAGAAUGUAGUCCACAGCCCUUUAGAAACCUAGUGCCUUUCCCUUCAUUUCUCUCGCUUCCUUCUCCACAUCAAGACAGUGGCAGCUUUCAGUAAUAUAUAUCCGCGGUUCUGCUUGUUGCUGUGAUCUACAGAAAGCAAACACCUGACUUUUUGGCUUCUGGCAUCAAAGCUAAAAGCAGCCUGGCUGUGGGUGAAAUGUCACUGAAAGAUGGGUGUGUGCUGAGCUAGGAAAGGACUUUGGGUUUGGGCAGCUUAAAAUGAGCUAUAGUGUAUGUCCUUAUGGCUUAAAAUUAUAACUAUAUAAGCAGGAGAUAAUUAUACAUCUGACUUCUCCUGCCUAUAGAAAUGUAAGGACUGACUCAUAGUUAUUGACCAAAACAUGAACAUGUUUCCUUUCCAAAAUCCAAAAGAUCCCAUGUUCUAAUGAGCUAACUUCCUCAGUUCACUAGCUUGUUGGCCAAAUAGUGUACAGCAAGAGGUGUGGUCUGUCUCUUUAUCCAAUACAUCGAGUGCAUUUGGGGGAUUUAUUGCCAAAAGUAGUGACACUGCUCUCUGGGCAGCAAUGCAAGGAGCUUCCUGGAAAUGUUGUGCCUCUCUGGGAUUUAUUGAUGGUUGUAAAACUUCUUUACAAGGAACCUAGAAAAGGACCCAGGCUUGUGUUAGUAGGCGGUGUAUGGACAGCUGUGAUGCAAGCCAUUCAGAAGGCUGUGUGUGUCCAUUGCUUGUUUUGAGUCAGACACCAUGUGCCCUUCCAUUGGCAGUUGUGUAUGUUUGGGUAGCGUGCAGUAGCCAUAGUGACUCAGAACAGCAAUGUUUACUGCAAGAGUCCAAAUCUAGGCAGAAAGCAAAUUGCUCUUGGUGUGAGUACACUGUUUUCAAAAGGCUGUUCAGAACAGAAAUUAGGGUGCACCAAGCAGCUUACAGAGAAGUGCCUUGCAGUGCUCCAGGCCCCCUUUUUUGCAAGACAUGAUCCUGCUGCUGUGUCCUCUCUGUUUCCAUCUGGACUUGUUUUCUCCUAACUCUGAUGAUUUGGCUGAGGUGCAGUGACAGAGAUCAAAUUAUCCGUUAAUCAUCUGGGUACUGUACUUCAUUUAAAUAUUUGUAUCCUUAAAACAUUUGUUUGCUGGUUAAAUCCAAGGGCACAAUCACUGUAUUAAAGGGCAGCAUUGUCCGCAUGGGGGCUGCAAGAGGAGACAACCUUUACCAAACAGAUCCAAUGGCUGCAAGAAGAGUUCAGCCCUGCUUCCUCUGUGUGUAGGCUUAUUUUCUCACCAACUUCUAGCAGCCUGUUUAGCUCUAACCCUUUUGGGGAGCAUUCAGGUCUGAGUCCCAUAAUUGGCUGCAUAAGUAGGGGCGUAUGCAGCCUGUUAUUUUUGUGUGACUGGCAAGCAUAUUGCAAUGCAUCUGUCUUGUUAUGCAGAGAACAUGGCUAUGAUCAGAGGAGGUAGGACAUCAUAUCAGAGUGAUCAGUAAAAGCAUGUUCUACCAGAGUACUAUACCUUCUGGUGGUAGCUGCCAAUUGGGAGUCCUAAGAAGUAUGGCUGAUAGGCCAGAUUUAGUUAAAAAAUGACUAUUUAGUUCAGGUGAUGUUCUCCAAAACAGUUGAUUUUUCACAACUGUUCAGCAAUUGUCUCUAGUCCCAGAUGUUAGUUUGCAACAAACCUGCAUUUCUCUUCCCAGAUGCCCCCAAGCAGAGGGAAGGGGAAGGGAGGGUAUCCUGACACCUCAGGAAGCCAGAUCUGUAACUGUGCCCUCUUUGAUUUCUGCCAAUGCAGCUGCCUUAGUGGAGUGGGUUGAGUGUAACUUUUUUUGGUGUCUUUGAACUCUUGCUAUUCAACUGAAAUUAAAAAAUUAUGAGAAAUUUUGCUUCCAAAUAGAAUAUCUGGAAUCAUUAUUUCGACAUUCGUGAUCCUUUUAACUUUAAAUGUUGCCCAGAAAAGGUUGUGUUGGUAUGCUGAGAGCUGCCCCCAGCUGCCAGAUUCGGAGUCAGAUUUUCAGGAGCUGCCAGCUCCUGGGAAGAAGAUUUGCAACUAGCAAUGCAAUUUUUCUAUAUCUGGUGACGUUUACCUUUUAAAAAGCUAUAAAAUGUGUCCUUGAUUUAUUUUUCUUGUUAAUUUGUUUUGUUCUUUAUUCUGAGUAAUGUUAACGAAGGUCAUUGCAAAACAAUGUAAUUUUGUUAUCUUUAAUUCAAUUGAAUUUCUUUACUUAAAAAAAUAAAGGACUCACU